Messenger RNA from Monodelphis domestica (gray short-tailed opossum), 875 nucleotides. Lineage: Eukaryota; Metazoa; Chordata; Mammalia; Didelphimorphia; Didelphidae. The record is from RefSeq and is a predicted model, not a curated record.
GUCACUUCCGGCAACCCCGCGACCCUUACGUUCAGCAGGCAUGCGCCUCAGCUCGCGAGGAAAAGAGUCGGGCCACCGGAGCUUCUCCUUUUCCUCGACCUCUGACCCGCCACUCUUCAAUCGGGGCCCACGACAGCCUCGGAGGUAGUGUCACGGCACCAUGGUGAGCUCGAGUCCCGGUGGGGAGUGGGGAGCGAGGGGGCUCUGAGGGCCGUUUCUGACUCUUCCUCCAGGAAAAGAGGCCCAGGUUUGGCAGUCGGGAGACUGAAGUUUGACUCCAGCCUUUGCUGCUCUUUUCGGCUGCUUCAUUGAACAUGAUUAGAAUUCAGUGGCCAUUGUCAACCAAUGGAAACCUUUGCAUAAUUCAUUGUGGGAAACACUGGAGAAACAAAACACCAUUUCAUUGGCUUUGAGAAAGGAAGGCACCAAAGAGAAUGCUGGCCAAAUACCUAGCUCAGAUCAUCGUGAUGGGGGUGCAGGUGGUUGGAAGGGCCUUUGCCCGGGCACUCCGGCAGGAAUUUGCAGCCAGCCAGGCAGCAGCAGAUGCUCGAGGUCGAGCCGGUCAUCAAUCUGCAGCCGCAUCUAACCUUUCUGGACUUAGCCUUCAGGAAGCCCAGCAGAUCCUCAAUAUCUCCAAGCUAAGCAGAGAAGAGAUCCAGAAGAACUUCGAUCAUUUAUUUAAGGUAAAUGAUAAAUCUGUGGGUGGCUCCUUCUACCUACAGUCAAAGGUUGUUCGAGCUAAGGAACGACUAGAUGAAGAGCUCAAAAUCCAGGCCCAGGAUGAGAACGAGAAAAGGCAGAAACCCAAAACGUAACCACCUAUACUUCCCUAUGUGUGAAUAAUUUAUAGCUCAGUAAUAAAUAUCUUUUCUGCA